AUGACUGACCAGGCCAUUCCGUACACCCCGCUGGAUGUGCAGCUUCCCCCAGUUUCCUCCAAGGAGAUAUUCUCCGAAAUUCAAUGGACAACGCUUUUGUCGAUUGCGGACACGGUGAUUCCCUCCAUCCGAGGGCCCUCCGCGCCGUCGUCCGCAUCCUCCAAAGUGAUUCCCCAGUCCCAGCUUAACACGACGAUCGCACAGCUGGCGGCCCACAUCCGCGACCCCGAUGCCUCGACUCUGGCAAUGCGGUAUCUGGAAGAGAAUGCAUCCUCCAAUCUUCAUUUCCGGGAUACGAUUCAGCGGCUUUUUGCGGAUUACGUCAACGAGGAGGGGAGAAACGGGCUGGGCUUUAUCUUAAAUGCAUUAAAUUCCAAAGCGGGCUCGCUCAUUUUGACCGGCUCGGUGACCCCAUUCCAAGAGCAGCCAUUUGAAAUCCGGGACAAGAUAUUUAGCGGCUGGGAAACGUCCAGAUUGAAACCGCUGCGCGCAGUCUACCGAGCUCUGACAGGCAUCGUGAAGAGAACAUGGAUCACAUCCAGCCCGACCCUUUGCCCGGUUCUUGGCUUCCCUCGGGUCCCGGUGCAUGGAAAACCGGCCGAUGGCUUCAAAUACGACUUUUUACAAAUCCCGCCCGGGGACGAGCCGGAGACCAUCGAGACGGACGUUGUCAUCGUCGGAAGCGGCUGCGGUGGCAGCGUUGCCGCCAAAAACUUGGCCGAAGCCGGUUACAACGUCAUAGUGGUAGAGAAGUCUUAUCAUUACUCGACAAAGCACUAUCCCAUGAAUUUCAACGAGGGCUUUGUGAGUAUGUUUGAGGCGGCAGGCGUUACCGGGACGGACGAUGGCUCCAUGGGUGUCUUUGCGGGCUCGACUUGGGGAGGUGGCGGUACCAUCAAUUGGUCUGCAGCCUUACAGACCCAGGGCUACGUUCGCGAGGAAUGGGCGAACUACGGCCUACCAUUUUUCACCUCAUUGGAAUUUCAAAACUCCCUGGAUCGAGUGUGCGACAGGAUGGGUGUGAGUGCGGAACACACCACUCAGAAUAUUUCCAACAAUGUUCUACUAGAGGGCGCUAGAAAGCUGGGAUAUGCUGCACAGCCCGUGCCCCAGAAUACCGGCGGUCAAAAACAUUACUGUGGACAUUGCACGAUGGGAUGUCAUUCGGCGGAAAAGAAGGGUCCGACAGAGACUUUCCUUGCUGACGCAGCGUGCGCCGGUGCGGUGUUUAUGGAAGGAUUUAAUGCCGACAAAGUGCUUUUCAGCAACACAAAGGGUGGACGAGUGGCUUCGGGAGUGCAAGGGACCUGGACAUCUCGGGAUGCACACCUCGGUCGCUCGGGCGACGGUUCGGUCAAGCGAAAGGUUAUCAUCAAAGCCAAGAAGGUCGUGGUCUCGUGUGGAACACUUCAAAGCCCUCUUCUGCUAAUGCGCAGCGGAAUCAAAAAUUCCCAAGUCGGACGGAACCUUCAUUUGCAUCCAGUGAUCGUCGGUGGUGCUGUGUUUGACGAGGAAACUCGUCCGUGGGAAGGGGGUGCCCUAACCGCUGUUGUCAAUGAAUUCGAGGAUCAGGAUGGCCACGGACAUGGCGUCAAGAUCGAAUGUCUCACUAUGCUGCCGGCAGCGUUCCUUCCGGCAUUCCCCUGGCGUGACGGACUGGAUUAUAAGCUGUGGGCGGCGAAGCUGUCACGCAUGACCGGAUUCAUCACCCUGACCAAGGACCGGGGCAGUGGCCGAGUUUACCCAGAUCCCACCGACGGAAGAUGCCGCAUCGAUUAUACAGUUUCGGCCUUUGAUCGCAAGCACAUGGUCGAGUCUCUGGUCGCAACCGCGAAGAUUGCCUAUAUCUCGGGCGCGAAGGAAUUCCAUACCUCGUGCCGCGAGAUGCCCCCGUUUAUCCGACAGGAAGAUCCGGCGGGUGUGGACGAGUCCGAGGGCGUCAACAACGCCGCUCUUCAAUCGUGGAUCGCGGAACUGCGUCGGAAGACUCUCGAUCCGGAACGAACACUUUUUGCCUGUGCACAUCAGAUGGGCAGCUGUCGCAUGGGCGCCUCGCCGCGGACGAGCGUUGUGGACCCCGAUUGUCAAGUCUGGGGAACCCACGGUCUGUACGUUGUGGAUGCGUCUGUGUUCCCCAGCGCCAGCGGCGUGAAUCCCAUGGUGACCAACAUGGCGAUCGCAGACUGGGCUAGUACGAGAAUUGCUAAAUCGAUCGAAAAGGAGGGUUUGAUGGCUCGUCUUUGA
Messenger RNA from Aspergillus steynii IBT 23096, 2244 nucleotides. RefSeq names its product putative long chain fatty alcohol oxidase. NCBI's taxonomy places the organism in Eukaryota, Fungi, Ascomycota, Eurotiomycetes, Eurotiales, Aspergillaceae. Gene Ontology annotation, molecular function: flavin adenine dinucleotide binding; long-chain-alcohol oxidase activity. The record is from RefSeq and is a predicted model, not a curated record. The transcript is spliced from 3 exons. The coding region runs from base 1 to 2244 and encodes 747 amino acids.